Phycomyces blakesleeanus NRRL 1555(-) is the source of this 282-nucleotide messenger RNA. RefSeq lists its product as hypothetical. NCBI's taxonomy places the organism in Eukaryota, Fungi, Mucoromycota, Mucoromycetes, Mucorales, Phycomycetaceae. The coding region runs from base 1 to 282 and encodes 93 amino acids. The transcript has 3 exons. The record is from RefSeq and is a predicted model, not a curated record.
AUGCCUUCUAUUCUCUACCGCUGUAAUGUUGUCUGCCUUUGUGCUCAAUGUAGCAGAAAUUCACAGGGAUACUCAUUGGUGACAAGCAGAACCAUUGAGCACCAUAUUAGAAAAGAUGAGCUUGAGAGAAUUGAGAGACUGGAUACAACUGAAAGAUUGGCAAAUACUGUGCAAGAAGAACAAAUGAUAGACGUUGAUACUCAAUACGAUCAGGCCGACUCACCUGAUUCGAAUGCUGCCACAAUGGCUGAUAAUGUCUCGGUAGAAGAUGAGAUCAGCUAG